CCUACACAUAUUGGAGAUCAAUAAUGUGAUGUAAGAAGUUGACUUGUUCUAAAUAAAUUAGGAUGAGUACAAAAAGACAUCUUUUGACAAAGAUAAAACAAUAGGACCCAUCUUUCCAUUUUUGGGAGUAUUGAUAGAUAUUUUGGACCCCAAAUUGAAUGGGAUCAUUUGGGAAUCAUCCCACAUGACCUUGGUACCUGCAAGACAAAGGAAAAUGGGUGAGACAACUAUGUGGGGCGGACUUUUGACUCAUGAACUACAACAUUACAAAAAGGAAAUAAAAGAGGAGGUCCACACCAUGUUUGAUUGCAAUCAAAUACCCUAUCCUUCUUUUUGUGAACCACAUGCUCUCUUAGCAUGAUUGAGGCCUCCUAAUACACUCCCCCUACACCCCAUUCGAACUCCCAAGAUAAGAGAGAAAGAGAGAGCCACAUACUCCAAGGGAGAGGUGAAGAGAGAAGCUGGCCGCAGGACUCGUUUUCCAGAAAAUAGGGCUACUUGUUUGAUCCAUAACUUGAGCUUCACUCGUCCAAAUAAGGCGUAUGAUAUACCAAAAGAAAUCUCUCAAGACGAGGAAUCCGUGAAGGUCUGGUUUGAAGAAAUCGGAGUAGUGGAAGGCUUCCAAACCGUCCGAGCAAAACACAACCUUGCAGGAGAGGAUUUAAUCUUCUAAAGUGAGUUUUAACCCCAAAACUUUACUUUUCAUUCUCCAAAUGAUAUGAACGAUUGGUGGGACUAUUAUACACUAAUUCAAGUGUAUAAUAUGUCCUUAUAAAGUUAUUUUAUGUGUGUAAAGGUUGGAUACUAACCUAGAGCAAAUCUUGGAAAACUAGGAAACGAGUUAACCGGAAAACACCCAUUCUAGGGGCUGUUUUCGUAUCAACGAUUAAGGGUUGAACUAGCACUUUGAGGAGGCUGUUUAACACUCAUAUUUGAGCAAGGAAUUAGUUCCAAAUCCACCUUGACCAAAGCUUUGACCAUUGGACCAAGAAGGGAAAGUUUAAAGCUCAAUUGAGGUUGAGGCUAGAGCUUGCUUCCUGUGCUCGUUGCCUGAGUGAUUUCCCCGGAGAGAAGACUUGGUUCGUGCUUCCUCCAUCCUGUUUUAGAACAUUAAUAAACAUGCUCAUGGAUAUUUUACUUUAGAGCCUGCGUGCUCAUGUUUGCCCUGUGUGGCCCUUUUGUUUUAAACAAUGUUUUCCGCUGCGUAUUGAAUUGUUUAUUAUGUAUGUUUAUGGAUGACUUAUGUGUGAAUGAUAUUCAUGACGCCUUGUAUAAUAUGAAUGUGUUGGACUGCGGUUGGCUAUUCGUAUUGUACGGCGGGUUGUUGACGUGUCCGGGGAGGUCCGGGGCGUGACAAUUAAGUUCGUAUCAGAGCCUUAGUCCAUAAACUUCAUAAUGAAGUCUCAAAAUUCUCUUUUGAAAAGAUUUUGAAAACCAUGAGCAUAGAAGUUUUGUACUUGGAGAGCUUUUGGUACUUGGGUUGCAAGGUCUCUAAUUGUUAAGAUGGUACCCUUAGCAAUUGGUAUGGCGGUGACUCGAGCCAAAAUGUGUCUUAAGUACUUAUCCGUCAAUUGACAUUUGAUACGAGUCUAACGACUCUUUCCAAAUUUCUUUCAGAAAUGGACCGUGGUGGCAGGAUUACUAGGAGAAACCCGACUGGCCGUGUACCAGUGGAGGCUGGACAGGGCAGUCGAACGACCUCUAGGGCAUCUAGAGGAGCUGGCCGUGGAGGCCGAUCACAGACCGUGAGUGACGGUCAUGUCGACACAGAAAGUGAAACCUACUGGUCCUAUGAGGACUCAACCUAUCGACCGGAAACAGAACCGGUUGAGACCCCCUACGAAGGGGAUGAUGAUGAUGUAAGUGAUGAGGAGGAAAAUGGCUCCUUAGCACGGAUCGAAGCACUACUCCAACAGUAUCACCGUGAGCGUGAAGAGAGGAGGCAACGCCGAAGACGCCGAGCGGGGCAACCUUCGGGCAUGACUUCAAGAGGAGGAAGUCAUGGUGCAUCUAGAGUCCAUGUGGAACCACAUGGAGGCCAAAAUGAUGGAGGUCCAACCAUAAGGAUCUCCAAAUUUAUCAAAGAAGCAAGAGAUUUGGGGUGCAAACCCUUUGAUGGAGCAGGGGACAUUUCAGUUGCAGCACAAUGGAUCAAGAGGCUAAAUGAAGCAGCCCUUGACAUGCAAAUCGCGUCAAAUCUCAAACUGAGAAUUGCGGUAAGGUUGCUCGAGGGGAUGGCAUCCAAGUGGUGGGAUGGAACCAAGAGCAAGUACGGUGAGACCGUCGUUUAGGAGGACUUCCAACGGGAGUUCUUUGCCCAAUAUUAUUCUGAUUUUGAAGUGAACAAGAAGGUGAGGGAAUACACCCUCCUAACCGAAGGGGGUAACAUGACAGUGAAGGAACUUGAGUACAAGUUCCAGGAUCUCGCCGACUACAUACCGGAGUAUGCUUGUGACGAGAACCGAAUGGUAAACCACUUUUGGGAUGCUCUUGACUUGGAGAUACGUGAUAGGGCAACACAAUUGCCUAAUAUGACUUUCGCCCAAGUGGUUGACCAAGCGUUGAAGGGGGAGAAACAGUGGGAGGAGAGGAAGAAGAGAGACGCCGAGGAGGCGAAAAAGAAAAAGUGGGAGAGUCAUGGCUCCCAAGGUUCCAACAAAAAGGGGAACCAUGGAGGAGGAUCUUUCCGGACACCGCCGCCACCGUCUAGGGGGAACCAAGGCCCGAGUGGGCAAGGCGCGAGGUCACAAACCUCAGUGGUAACUCGUUGCAACAAUUGCAAGAAGAACCACUCCGGUAAAUGUCGCGACCCCCCUAGAUGUUUUCAAUGUGGGGAUGCCGGGCAUUUGAAGGCGCAUUGCCCACAACUGGGCGGGGCAAGGACAUCGGGACCAAGUAGUGGCCCGACGGGUACACGGAAUCAGACCGGGGCUUCUCAAGCAAGCAGGGGACAAGGGGGAGCAAGCGCGAGCAAUGCGCCAUCCGUGAAUCAAGGAAGGACUCAAGCUAGAGUCUAUGCGAUGACGGAGGCGGAUGCCCGGGCUAACCCAGAUUCGGUUGCAGGUUGAGGCUAGAGCUUGCUUCCUGUGCUCGUUGCCUGAGUGAUUUCCCCGGAGAGAAGACUUGGUUCGUGCUUCCUCCAUCCUGUUUUAGAACAUUAAUAAACAUGCUCAUGGAUAUUUUACUUUAGAGCCUGUGUGCUCAUGUUUGCCCUGUGUGGCCCUUUUAUUUUAAACAAUGUUUUCCGCUGCGUAUUGAAUUGUUUAUUAUGUAUGUUUAUGGAUGACUUAUGUGUGAAUGAUAUUCAUGACGCCUUG
Molecule: messenger RNA, 3317 nt
Organism: Cuscuta epithymum
Lineage: Eukaryota; Viridiplantae; Streptophyta; Magnoliopsida; Solanales; Convolvulaceae
Source: the annotation of a GenBank genome assembly